This is a messenger RNA of Aspergillus terreus NIH2624, 654 nucleotides long. RefSeq names its product deoxyuridine 5'-triphosphate nucleotidohydrolase. Gene Ontology annotation, biological process: dUTP catabolic process; dUMP biosynthetic process. Gene Ontology annotation, molecular function: magnesium ion binding; dUTP diphosphatase activity. The record is from RefSeq and is a predicted model, not a curated record. Lineage: Eukaryota; Fungi; Ascomycota; Eurotiomycetes; Eurotiales; Aspergillaceae. The transcript has 2 exons. Bases 1 to 654 code for a protein of 217 amino acids.
AUGGCCCUACACCGACUCGUCCUCCUCCUUCGUCCCCUUCGCUCUCUCUCCCCUCGACACUUCUCCUCUCCCACUUCCCUCCGGACCAUGACCAAAGAGACCACCCCUCCUCCCACGACCUCCUCUUCCACCGUCCCCAUCGCCCACCACCCCCCGUCCCUCCCCGCCUCCCCCGCCGCCAAACGCUCCAAACCCAACACCACCACCACAAUGGCCAUCCCACAGUCUCUCCCGCCGCUCCAGGUGAAGAAGCUCACCGAGUCCGGGCGCGCCCCGACGCGCGGCUCCGCCUUCGCCGCCGGCUACGACAUGUACAGCGCCAAGGACACCGUCAUCCCGGCCAAGGGCAAGGCGCUGGUCGACACGGGCAUUGCCAUUGCCGUGCCUGAAGGGACCUACGGCCGCAUCGCCCCCCGCAGCGGGCUCGCCUCGAAGCACUUCAUCGACACCGGCGCCGGUGUGAUCGACGCCGACUACCGCGGCGAAGUCAAGGUGCUACUGUUUAAUUUUUCGGACGUGGAUUUCACCGUCAAGGAGGGGGAUCGCGUGGCGCAGCUCGUGCUGGAGCGCAUCUAUACGCCGGAGGUUGUGGUUGUGGAGGAGCUGGAGGAGAGUGUGCGCGGCGCGGGUGGUUUUGGUAGUACCGGGAACUAG